This is a messenger RNA of Cryptococcus deneoformans JEC21, 2517 nucleotides long. Its product is annotated as glucosidase, putative. Gene Ontology annotation, molecular function: glucosidase activity. The transcript is spliced from 5 exons. The record is from RefSeq and is a predicted model, not a curated record. Bases 178 to 2037 code for a protein of 619 amino acids. Gene Ontology annotation, biological process: (1->6)-beta-D-glucan biosynthetic process; fungal-type cell wall organization. Gene Ontology annotation, cellular component: plasma membrane; endoplasmic reticulum membrane. Lineage: Eukaryota; Fungi; Basidiomycota; Tremellomycetes; Tremellales; Cryptococcaceae.
UCUUGUCUUCCCUUCUAUAUCCAUUCUCCUUCUUUCCUUCCUUCCCUCCCUCCUAUCUCUUGCAUAUCGUAUUUCACGUCGACUGCUAUCUUCCCUUGUACCCACGUCGACUCAUCCGCCACCCACCCAGCGACCACCCACCGCCAGCCACAUCGCGGCCGCACGCAUCAAAAGUCAAUGCAGUACGGCAGCCAAUCGCCCACUCUAGGCCGUGAACCCCUGCUCGCGUCCGCCCAGAAUCCUGGCAUGUCCCAGCGUCUCUCUGAAUCAUCCUUUACUUCAUACGAUAACCAGUCUAGCAUGUCUCACCGUGUCGGCGCAAACUCUCCCACUGGCGCGUCCUAUGCGAGUUUCUCUUCUGGCAACAGAUUUGGUCCCACAGCGCAUCUCAACCCUGGCCCCGUUGCUGGUGUCAGCGAGGCAGGUGCGUUGCCUACGGACGCAUAUGCCCAGGGGCCGAUAGAUGACGAUGAUGAUAUGGACGACCACCUGCAUACCUUUACCGCCGCUGAGAAAAAGGAUCUCAGCACGCCGUUUAAUAUCAGUUCUUGGCGAGGAUGGGCCAACGCAUUGACUUUGGCUGUUUUGGCAGGCGGCGGUGUAAUGCUUUUCGCGGGUUACCCUAUCAUAUCGUUCUACUACGGCGAUGACAGCUCUAGCGGGUCUAACACAUCCGGGUAUAACCUCGGUGGUAUCAAUGCCAGUGGACAAUAUCCUUCUAUCACUGGCUUGCCCAGUCUGAUCGACUCAGAUACACCUGAGUACCUGUACACAAGAACUGGGUUCGAUGGGAAGGAGUGGACAUUGGUAUUUUCGGACGAGUUUGAAAAAGAUGGAAGAACAUUCUUUGAGGGUGAUGAUCCAUUCUGGACAGGUGUUGAUUUAAAUUAUUGGCCAACUGGUGACCUGGAAUGGUACGAUCCUUCUGCCAUCACUACGGCCGAUGGUCACCUAGUCAUUACCGUCACUCAAGAACCCAUCCACGAUCUCAACUUCAAGUCUGGUAUGCUCCAGUCUUGGAACAAGUUUUGUGUCAGCAAAAAUGCCUAUAUUGAAUUCUCUGCUUCUUUGCCUGGCACGAGCGGUAUUGGUGGUUUCUGGCCUGGUGUCUGGACUAUGGGUAACUUGGGACGACCUGGUUAUGGUGCUUCUACUGAAGGAAUGUGGCCAUACACUUACAACUCUUGUGACGUCGGUAUUCUUCCGAACCAAACUUGGCUCAAUGGUACAGGCCCCGAAGCCGCACUCACCAGUGGUUCCAGCGGCACUCAGCUCUCUCUACUUCCCGGUAUGCGUACCCCGUCAUGUACGUGUGAGGGCGAAGACCAUCCUGGUCCAGACGUUACCGUCGGUCGAUCGUCUCCUGAAAUCGAUAUCAUUGAAGCGCAGAUCAUCAUUUCCGAAAACCGAGGGGAAGUCUCCCAGUCAUUCCAAACUGCACCCUUUGACGACUACUACCAAUGGGACAACACUUCAACAAGCAACUACAAGCAGUAUGAUACUGACUUGACAUACUGGAACACAUACCUCGGUGGUACAUACCAACAAUCUGUCUCUUCUCUUACCCGUGUACCCAGAGACAUCUAUUACAGCCAGUCCGGAGGUGGCGGCGAAUUUGCCAUGUUUGCUAUGGAAUACGAUUCUGCUCCCAAUAAUAAGGAGGAUGGAUACGUAACUUGGUACAGCGACAACAAAACUAGUUGGACCAUGUAUGCGGACGCCGUUGCGGCGAAUGAAAGGGUCGGUAUUGGAAGACGAACCAUUCCCGAAGAACCUAUGACCCUGAUCGUCAACCUUGGUCUUUCGUUCAACUUCCAACCUGUCGACUUCGAUCAUCUCACUUUCCCCAACUACCUUCGCAUUGAUUACUUCCGUGUGUAUCAACAAUCGGACAGUAUCUCUAUCGGAUGUGACCCCGAUGACUACCCCACUGCAGAUUAUAUCUCCAAACACGCCGAGGUAUACUCCAAUGCGAAUUUGACGACUUGGGCUCAAGCAGGUUACACCUUCCCCAAGAAUGAGUUGACCGGGUGUUAAACAGGUGAGGGGUUUGAGUAUGGAUAUGAACGCGAGCACGAGGAAGUUGAGGUGCUAGAGAGAGAAGGCAGUGGAGAAUUAGAGAAGGACGAAGAAGCAUUUGACGACAUCUACGCAUAUAUUCGAAAUGCCUACGACCCCGAGGAACCCAAGCAAUCAAUCAGUUCCCCCAAUCAACUUUUGAGAGAGUCAAUCAAACACCGGACAUUUCACAUGCCUUCUUAUUAUCUACUUUUUACCUUGCUUAGACGCUAUAUUUUUGACUUUUUUCUCUAGGAGUGAGCGUUUUCCCUCCUCAUUGUCCAUGUGGAUUGAAAUGCGACGGUGUCGCGCGGUGAUUAUCACGAAAAUCUUAGCUUUGACAGUUGAUUUUUUAUCGCUGUCUUUUCCAUCUCCCUUUUUUAUUUCAAGUGAACUUAGGAUACCCCUGCAUAUCUAGAGAAAGUAUACCCGAAUGCAUUUUUGCUUUGACGAUUAGUG